AUGGUGACUACUAAUGAAGAAGGAAGUAAAGUAGAACACGAAUCUGAUUAUGACAGGCAAAGAGAGCUUAAGCUUCUUGAUGAGUCCAAAGCAGGUGUGAAGGGCCUUGUUGAUGCCGGUUUGUCUAAGCUUCCAAGGAUCUUCAUUCAUGAAAAUCUUAGCACAUCUUCCUCUGCUACCAAUAACAAUGUUACUAUUCCAGUCAUUAACUUGGGAUCAAUGCAUGAGCAAGUUAGCUCACGGCUUGAGAUAAUUGAGAAGGUGAAAGAUGCUUGUGAGAAGUGGGGCUUCUUUCAAGUGGUCAACCAUGACAUUCCAGAGUGUGUUUUGGAUGAAAUGCUUGAUGGGGUGCGCAGAUUUCAUGAGCAGGAUCCUGAGGUGAAGAGAGAAUUCUAUUCACGUGAUAUUUCGAGGACGGUGUAUUACAACACCAACAUGGAUUUAUACACAAGUCCUGCGGUUAAUUGGAGGGAUACACUCUCUUGUGUAUUGGCUCCAAGGCCUCUUCAUCCUCUCCAACUCCCUUCAAUCUGCAGAUAUAUGGUUCCAACAACAUGCUAGUAGUUAGUUACAUUGAGAUUUUAAUUAGUUUAUGAUAUGAAUUGUAUGUUAUUAGUAAUCCCAAAAGAGCUGGUGCUACUUAUGUAAAUCGAAUUAGGUUGUGUAGAUUUAUAUUGAAGCACGAAUAGCUCUAAAUCUAUAGAGGUUGUUUCGAUUUACUAUGGUGUAAAUCUAAUUCAGCAAUUGGCGGAUACUUAAUCCCGCGCCUUUGUUGCCUUUGUUGCGCUGGUCGCCGGCGGCGGCAGAAACAGCAGGUCUCGGAGCUGAUCGUCGUUGUCGUCUUCUUGCUUUAACUCUCGCCAUCAACUUUCUCUUCGCGGUCAGCUUCUUCUCGGCCGUCAGCUUCCUUCAUGCAACUAGAUGCUGGUCUCUGGUUUGGUGAGUUUCAACAAAUUCCCGUUCUUUUUUUUUUUUCAGUUUUGUUGCUGUAAUUCAUCACUGCACUUUGAUUUUGUUGCCGAGAAUAUCACUGAACUAGAUUUUUUGUUGCUCAAAAUUAUCAUUGACAUGAAUUUGUUAUUGAUUAUCAUCCCUCAACCUUGAAUAAUUUGUUAUUGAGCUGGAAUUUUCUAUUUACAUUGUGUUUGGAUUGAACCUAAUUAGUUGUGACCAUAUGUAUACUUCAGUCUAGAAGUUGGAUUAAUGGUUUAUUUAGAUGGAUAUAUCUUGGAAAUGCUAAACAGUACUUAUAAAAGUUGUUGCUGCAAGUAUAAAAUUUAAUAUUUAAUUUGUUACUCCUUUAUAUUCUUAUAUAAAGGAUUACAAUGAUAGAAUCAGCAUUGUGUGAGCAUACUAUGUAUUGUGUUGGUGAUUAGCUAACAUACUAUUUGGAGUCUAUCUAAAGAUAGACGAGGCAGGAUAAUUGGUUUUUGGAAUUUUAUCCAUGCAUGAUCUUUGGUUGUUGACAAUAUGACAUUAGAGCUCUGUCCAUUAAGCUCUAAUGGAUUCUCAUUUUUAAUGGUUUAUUAUUUUGGUACACAAUUAAUUUUAACAUUAUGUCAACAUUUUUAAGAAAUCAAUUGCCUUUAUCUUAAAUAAUAUGUUCUGCUUUUGUUAUCCUGAAUACACUAAGGGGCAGUACAAAGGCAACAAAACAUAGGAGUGCAGUCAACAAAUACAAUAUAAGGGGCCUGUUUCGAUGCCUGAAUUGGUUGAAUUUGUUAUUGAUUAUAGUCACUAAACCUUGAAUUUGUUGCUGUUUUAUUCAAAUAAUUACUUAACUAAAUCUUUUUGUUGCUGAAAGUCAUUAUUGAAUUGAAUUUGUUAGUGAUUGAACCUUAAAUUUGUGGUUGUCUUGCUGAAUAAUUAGAGUUAAUUUUCUUUUUGUUAAAAAUCAUCAAAGUUAAAUUUGUUAUUGAUUAUCAUGACUGAACCUUGAAUUUGUUGCUGUCUUUGCUCAAAUAAUCACCUAGCUCUUUAAACUUUUACAGCAUGACUUUGCUUCAUCAUUGUAGUUUGUGCCUUUGAAUCAAAUUAAAAGAACUGUACUAUAGGCAUUGAUUCAUUGUUGUAGUAGAAGUUAUCUGUAAUGUAUUAUCUUGAGGAAGCUUAUCCUCUUGUAGCAAAUAUUAAAUUUAUACAUGUAAUCAAAGUAUGAUCGUUGUCAAAUACA
Molecule: messenger RNA, 2173 nt
Organism: Arachis ipaensis
Lineage: Eukaryota; Viridiplantae; Streptophyta; Magnoliopsida; Fabales; Fabaceae
Source: RefSeq, a predicted model, not a curated record